AUGCCACUUUCCAUGCUGCAGCCGCCGAACACGCACCGUACCGGCACCGCCGCCGACCCUGCAGCCGAACACGCACCGUACCGGCGCCGCCGCCGACCCCAGCCGAACACGCACCGAACCGGCGCCGCCGCCGACCCCAGCCGAACACGCACCGUACCGGCACCGCCGCCGACCCUGCAGCCGAACACGCACCGUACCGGCGCCGCCGCCGACCCUGCAGCCGAACACGCACCGUACCGGCACCGCCGCCGACCCUGCAGCCGAACACGCACCGUACCGGCACCGCCGCCGACCCUGCAGCCGAACACGCACCGUACCGGCGCCGCCGCCGACCCCAGCCGAACACGCACCGAACCGGCGCCGCCGCCGACCCUGCAGCCGAACACGCACCGAACCACUCUCGCCCGCGUGCAAAGCCGAAACGGCGCCAUCCGCCCGUUCAUGCAGACGUGA
Molecule: messenger RNA, 453 nt
Organism: Amphibalanus amphitrite
Lineage: Eukaryota; Metazoa; Arthropoda; Thecostraca; Balanomorpha; Balanidae
Product: serine/arginine repetitive matrix protein 1-like
Exons: 2
Coding region: 1-453 (150 amino acids)
Source: RefSeq, a predicted model, not a curated record